AUGGAAGUAGCCGUUUUUCUAUAUCACAUAUUGGGAGAACUUGAGGAGGAAGAUGAAAAAGAAAACAAGGAUGAGGAGGGAGAGAAAAGUGAGAAGAGUAAAGGCAAGAAGAUGAUGAAGAAGAAGAAGAAGAGGAAGAAGAAGAAGAAGAAGAAGAAGAAGAAGAAGAAGAAGAAGAAGAAGAAGAAGAUUGUGCAUUCUGUGCCACAUGCAGCAUCUAGUUCUGGUGUACCUAAAGAUAACAACACUAAAAAACCCAAGAAGAGGAGACAGAGGAUAUCGACGAUAUAUUUACCAUUAAUAUUAAAACCAACAAAAUCUCCAAUUCCCACGGCUUUCCUAACCAAUCGCCCUGCCUCAAUCCCUUCUCGGCUGUAA
Molecule: messenger RNA, 378 nt
Organism: Vicia faba (fava bean)
Lineage: Eukaryota; Viridiplantae; Streptophyta; Magnoliopsida; Fabales; Fabaceae
Source: the annotation of a GenBank genome assembly